This is a messenger RNA of Puntigrus tetrazona (Sumatra barb), 5429 nucleotides long. RefSeq names its product OTU deubiquitinase 7A (gene otud7a). The transcript has 13 exons. The record is from RefSeq and is a predicted model, not a curated record. Gene Ontology annotation, biological process: protein K48-linked deubiquitination; protein deubiquitination involved in ubiquitin-dependent protein catabolic process; protein K11-linked deubiquitination. Bases 325 to 3150 code for a protein of 941 amino acids. NCBI's taxonomy places the organism in Eukaryota, Metazoa, Chordata, Actinopteri, Cypriniformes, Cyprinidae. Gene Ontology annotation, cellular component: nucleus; cytoplasm. Gene Ontology annotation, molecular function: DNA binding; cysteine-type deubiquitinase activity; zinc ion binding.
GUGUCUUCGGUGCCACUGCUGCAUCAGUGAAUGACAUGAGGAUGUGAAAGAAUACAGCGGGCUGGGCAUUUGAUUUUAAAGCCAUUCUCGAACGGAAUGCUAUAUGGACGAUGAGGAAUAAACUAAGGACUGACUGAGGAACGGCCUGUAUUUGAGCCUGAGUCUUCCUCACCUGCCAGCCAUGGACUAGUCGAGAGGAGUGUGUGUUCGAGAGUGUGUGACGCAGACAUAAGCAUGGUGGGGAGGUGGCUGCUCAACUCCCAUUGAGAUCACAGAAAAUGAGAGCGUGAAGCUGCAGGGCAGGCAGCGCAGCCACAUGAUCCCAUGACUCUGGACAUGGAUGCGGUCCUGUCAGACUUUGUUCGGUCCACGGGGGCAGAACCGGGUCUGGCACGAGACCUGCUGGAAGGCAAAAACUGGGACCUGAGCGCCGCUCUCAAUGACUACGAGCAGCUCCGGCAGGUUCACACUGCCAACCUGCCCCACGUCUUCAAUGAGGGCCGUUACUACAAGCAGCCGGAGCGUAGCAGCACCCCGCAGCACAUCAGCAAGCCUGAGCAAUGCCUUCAGAAACAAGAGGACAACACUCAGGAGAAGCGUCUGUCCCGGGGCAUUUCCCACGCCAGCUCUGCCAUCAUGUCUCUGGCCCGGCUGCAGGUGUCAGGGGACUGUGCCAGGGAGCAGUUCCCCCUGGAGAUGCCCAUCUACACAUUCCAGCUGCCCGACCUGAGCGUGUACAGCGAGGACUUCCGCAGCUUCAUUGAGCGUGACCUCAUUGAGCAAUCCACCAUGGUGGCCCUGGAGCAGGCCGGUCGUUUAAACUGGUGGUCCACCAUGUGCACCAGCUGUAAGAAACUACUACCAUUAGCGACAACAGGAGACGGCAACUGUCUUCUGCAUGCGGCUUCUUUAGGAAUGUGGGGCUUCCAUGACCGAGAUCUGGUGCUGAGGAAGAGUCUGUAUGCCAUGAUGAAGAGCGGAGCGGAGAGAGAAGCUCUGAAGAGGAGGUGGAGGUGGCAACAGACUCAGCAGAACAAAGAGUCGGGGCUGGUUUAUACCGAGGAGGAAUGGGAGAGAGAGUGGAACGAAUUGCUGAAGCUGGCCUCCAGUGAGCCACGCACACACUUUAGCAAGAACGGCAACUCCAGCGGAGGGGUGGAUAACUCAGAAGACCCGGUUUACGAGAGCUUGGAGGAGUUCCAUGUGUUUGUACUGGCCCAUGUUUUGAGAAGACCUAUCGUGGUGAUUGCCGACACCAUGCUCAGAGACUCUGGAGGCGAGGCUUUUGCACCCAUUCCCUUUGGAGGGCUGUACCUGCCGUUGGAGGUGCCUCCCAACCGCUGUCACUGUUCCCCGCUGGUGCUGGCCUACGACCAGGCCCACUUCUCAGCCCUGGUGUCCAUGGAGCAGAGAGACCAGCAGAGAGAGCAAGCCGUCAUCCCGCUGACCGACUCUGAGCACAAGCUGCUAGCGUUGCACUUCGCAGUGGACCCUGGGAGGGACUGGGAGUGGGGGAGGGAUGACAACGACAAUGCUAAGCUGGCAAAUCUUAUUCUAUCACUGGAAGCUAAAUUAAACCUUCUGCACAACUACAUGAAUGUAACAUGGAUUCGAAUUCCUUCUGAAACAAGGGCUCCCUUGGCUCAGCCCGAGUCGCCCACUGCCUCUGCAGGUGAGGAUGUACAGUCUCUGGCAGAAUCCAUGGACUCAGACCGGGAGUCUGUUUGCAGUAACUCCAACAUCAAUAAUGGCAAGUCGAUUAAAGAGAAGGACAAGGACAAGCAACGAAAGGACAAAGACAAAACAAGGGCAGACUCAGUGGCCAACAAACUGGGUAGCUUCAGCAAGACUCUAGGUAUAAAACUUAAGAAGAAUAUGGGUGGCCUUGGAGGACUUGUCCAUGGCAAGAUCAGCAAGUCCACGUCAACAAAUGGUCGAACGGUAGAGAAUGGAGAGCAGAAAUCCAAGAAAAAGGACUCGAAAACACGCAAAGGAAGCAAAGAGGAGUCAGGCCAGUCGGCCAGCACAUCCUCCUCAGAAAAGGCAACCAGCCCCUCUCCUACAGACCGUGCUUCUGGUAGCUCACCUGUUGAGAGACCGCCAGGAUCAGGCAAAAACUCGGGUGAUCGGACACUGGACAACUGGAAGUACAGCACAGAUGUCAAACUCAGCCUGAACAUACUUCGGGCAGCCAUGCAAGGUGAGCGCAAAUUCAUCUUUGCUGGGUUGCUGCUCACCAGCCACCGACACCAGUUCCAUGAGGAGAUGAUCAGCUUCUACCUGAGUAGCGCCCAAGAACGCUUCAGUGCUGAGCAGGAACAGAAGAGAAAGGCUGAGGCUGAGAAGAAGCCACAGACCAAUGGGAUGGCACUAAAGAAGCCAGAACAGGAGAGUGUUUUCCAAAGGGAGCGUUCAGAUAGCUCUCCACCUGAGAGCUGCUCACCGGUGUUGCAACCUAGCCAUAAUCCUUCCCAGGCUGUAAAGGUCCAAGAACGGGGAAGCCCAAAGCUUGCUGCUUCUCCUAUCCCAAUACCCAUCCCAGCUUCCAUCCCAGGAUCCUCCAUGUCCCCUAUCCCUUUUUCCUCCCCUAGUAAUGGUGCUAAGAGACCUGGACCAGUCCCUGUUUCAGCUCACUAUAGCCAUACACCACCUAUCCAGAGGCACAGUGUCAUUCAUCUGAGGGAUGUCAAUGUGCAGUCAUCCAGCUACCAAGAUGAGUCUUACAAGCCAACGGUUGGCACUCUUAAAACUUGUGCUACCUACCCCCAGCAAAACCGCUCACUGUCCUCUCAGAGCUACAGCCCAGCCCGCAUGUCUGGUAUCCGUACGAUUAAUGCCGUAGACACCCUCCCGUACAACAUGCCUGGGGAACAUAAGUCCCACACUUAUACCAACGGCUUCAACACUGGCGACAUCCGGGACUGUUUGGAGUUUGCAGAUGAGGACCCGGUGCCCCAUGCCUGGUUGGGGCAGGACAAAACCAAAGGGCAGAGUGGUGUUUGCCCAAUGUACUGUUUUCAGCAGAAACGUUGCAGGAGGGAGAACUGCACCUUCUAUGGCCGACCCGAGACAGAGAACUUUUGCUCAUACUGUUAUAGAGAGGAGCUGAAACGCAGGGAACGAGAGGUGAAGGUGCACCGACCUGGAUAGCCCUCCAAAUGUGCACACAAAUAUAGCCACCCCCAAUGUGUGUGAAAAAGAUCAGCGACACCACCACCUUUUUGCACUUUGCAACUGAUACAAAGAACUGGCAUAACAUUUUCCUACUAUAUUUAAGAUCGGCCUCCUUGUAUUCUUGUUACUUUACUCUCAAUAGCAAACAAACACUGCUUUACAAUGACAGGAAGUGCAACCAGAAUCAGUUUACAGCUUUGGCCAGAGAUUGUGUUAUUGUUUGUCGUAUGUCCGAUUUAAUUCAAUCUUUUACUUGUUCUAGAGUAAAAGCUCUCGUCUGUGCAUUUUGCUCAGUCUGUUGUAAAACUCCUUGUACCUGCAGAAAGAGAUGUAAAAGCAUACGCUAGUCUCUAACAGAGCUUCCCAAAUCAUGGAAGGGAAAACUCUGUUCAGAGGUCAUUAUAAUGCAAUACUUCACAGCAUAGCUCUUUGGAAUCUUAAUAUUAAAUAAUAUUGAUUUGCUGUGCAUCGAAAAUAAUUACAAAGGGAGGGAGAUGCACUGUUCAGCACUCUGAUUUUUUUGAAAGCAAUAAGUUUGGUAACAACUGUCAUCCCUCCCCCGUUUAUCUAUGCAUUCAUGACGUCAGCCAUAUUCUACUUUUCCCCAUAUGAUUCUACGGGAUAUAGAUUAGAUUAUAAUAGGUCUGCUGUACAGGAAUUAUUAUGGUGGAAAAUAUUUAAUAUGUGGCAUAUCAGAGUGUGCUUUUGGAUUGAUCUUGUGGUAUAUAUAUAUAUAUACAUACAUAUAUAUAUAAAGGCAACCUUUAUAUGUAUAUAUACAUACAGAUAAAUGCACACUGCUGUAUAUUGUAAUAUAAAGCCUCUACAUAGGCGGGUUUGCAUUCCAUCAUAAUAUCAAAUGAAACCUCACUAUUGUGUGCUACUUGAACUUGACAUCUGAUACAGUAAGCAUUUGACUUCCAUUCAUUGCUUUCUGUAUUUGCAAUAUUUAACACAGUCAUGUUAGCGAAUGCUAAAUUACAAGAACCACCUUACCUGAGGAUAUAUAUGAAAUGCAAACCCUUAUAUGCUUCAGCAGUGGACUAAAGGUGGAAAGCAUAUGAAACUGUGUUUUUGUCAACUGUUUUAUACCUUCGCUGAUGGCACAGCUUGGCUACAAGCAAUUGGCAACUGCUCAUCAACAUUCUGUAGCACCCAUGCUAACACUGCCAUGCUAGCCUCUCAUGUGCCAAAAUGGUCAUUCACCUCCAUUUCAUUUGUCCUCAGGAAUAUUAGUCUUAACCACACAAUUGUGAUUAUAAUAUACAUAGAAACAUCUAAAUCUAUUAAUGUAAAAUUGGAUAUUUAAAGGUACAAAUCUACCUCUUGAAAGCGUUUUAGGUUUUUGACUCUCAUAGUUUAGCGGUGUAAAAUCAUGUCCUAGUUGAAAUGUGGAAUGUUAGUAGCUAAAAUGUUCAUGUGUAAAAUGAAAAUGAAAAUUCGGUAACACAAAAAGUUCACAGCCAAUCAGAUCAGAAUGAGAUUGCACUGUGGGUAAAGCAAACCAGUGAAACUAAGCGAUAGACAAAAAAUUUUAAAUGUUGCUUGACAUGGUCAUAUUUAGUUUGGACAAACUAAUUUAUUUUUUGUCAGGUUGUAUCAUGAGUGGUUAGGACAUAUUGCCAGACCAAAUCUCUAAAUGUACAAUUGGACAUUUAAUGGUACAAGCCGAAAUUUACCAUAGCAGUGCAAAAACCAUCACAGACGACAACAUGCAAAGCUACUAACUGGCUAACAAGCAUACACGCUCGAAGUGCUAGUUCUCAUUGUGUGCUAGAAAAUCAGGAUGUUACAGAUAACUGCACCAAUCAAGUCAACUAGCAUGACUAGCAUGUUAGCCACUUUGUGUGCCUCUGCUAAGCAAAGGCCCAACCAAGUGCUUUUCUACUUCAUGGACAAGAUUACCAUAAGAGCAGAGCUUGUUGUGUUUUGAUGUGUGGCGGUGUCCAGGUAACCAACGCCGUGUCUCUGUAAGUGUUUUGUCUUUCCUGGCCAAGGAUGUCCACUGCUUCGUUCUCUUCCCACGUUUCUACACCUCCACAAUCAUGUGUGUCUUUCGCUUCCCAUCUUCCUGCUUUUCCUCUCCCUCCUUUAUAUUCGACAAGCUCAUGGACUCUCACUGUCUUAGAAUUGUAAAAUAUGAUUUUGUAUUCAUUUGAGAGUUUUACACUACUUUAAAUUAUUAAUUUGCACAUUAGGUACCAAUGUAAAUAGCAGAAGAAAAAGAGACAAAAUAAGAUUAGUUUAUUGUUAAA